GGAGGGUGGGGCAGGAUGCUGGGGUGGGUGGAGCCAGGGCCAUUUCCUUUCCCCCUGGGGCCCUGGCCACCAGUCUUGCCCCAGCUUCAAGAGGAGUUGGAGCAGCCUGGCCGCAACCUCGCCCUUAUCAGGUCCCAACUCCUGCUCAUGCCUGUCGCCUUGAAAAUGAUCCCGCUUUUCCUCUUCUUUGGGAGCGUCUGGGCCCCAGUGGCAAGCCUAGAGCUUCCAGAGAGCACGACUGCUUUGCAGAUGUCUGAACCCGCAAGGUCCCCUUUUCCUUUGGUCUCUGUCUCUGGGACCCCCGAAAUCAACUCAGAAGCAUCCAGUCUUUCAACAACUGAGCUCCCUGAGGAAAGUAACAGCCCUGGGCAUCAGAUCUUCCUGCCUUCCUCAACUCCCUACCCAGCUGAAGAGGUGUCCUCCCCCGGGAUUUCCAUUGCUGCCAGCAGUGGCCUUCCUCUCCCCAGGUCAGUACUCUCCCAGGAAGUUUCCACCAACAGGAAAUCCAUGCUCCUGGAGAUCUCUGAUGCAGCCAAUACACCUGCUGUCUCAGGAAUGAGCUCCCUGGGGUUGCACACUGUGACUGGUAAAACCAUGACCACCAGCUCUCUGGAGACCUCUGAUGGGACCAGUGGACCUCCUGUCACCACGGCAACCAGCUCUCUGGAGACCUCUGAUGGGACCAGUGGACCUCCUAAUACCACGGCAACCAGCUCUCUGGUGGCCUCCAGUGGAACCACUGGACCCCCUGUCAUCAUGGCAACUAGGUCUUCGAAGACCUCCGUUGUGACCCGUGGACCCCCUGUCACCAUUGAAACUGGCUUGCUAACGACUUCCAAGGGGACCAGUGGACCCCCUGUCACCAGGGAGACCUCUAUGAAGACCACUGACCCCAUCUUUGGGGUAGGAAUAUCCACCGUAGACACAAGCAGUAGCUCCCCCCAAAAUUCAGGUCAGAGGACAAAUGGCACCAUGCUGGUAGCCGUGCUUGUGGCCCUGCUGGUGGUCAUUGUCCUCGUGGUACUACUCCUGCUAUGGCGCCAGCGGCAGAAGCGGAAGACAGGAGUCCUGACACUAAGCAGAGGUGGAAACCGCAAUGGGGUCGUAGAUGCCUGGGCUGGGCGAGCCCAGGUGUCCGAUGAGGAGGCCAUGUCACCAGAGGGAGCAUCUGGGGGCAACAAGGACUCUGGGGCUCCCCAGGGGGAGGGGCCUGGCCAGCGACCCACGCUCACCACUUUCUUUGGGAAACGGAAGUCUCGCCAGGGCUCCUUGGCGCUGGAGGAGAUAAAGGCUGGGUCAGCCGCCAAGCUGAAGGGUGAGGAGGAGCCGCUGGUGGGCAGCGAGGAUGGGGCUGCGGACGCCUCUGCUUCUGAUGGGCCAGAAGCCAGAGAGGCGGGGGCCGCUUAGGGCUUCAUGACAAGGAUGGAAGCCAGAGUCACUCCCUCUUUCAUCACCCUCCCUCCUACCGUUACAUCCAACUUCACUGUCACCCAGCUUUUUCACCCAGCACCCUUUGGAUGUGCACGCAGCAUCUUCACUCUGAGUCUUCAUUCGGCUUCUUGGCCCUGGAUCAUCCCGCCAGCAUCUGCACUCAGCACCUAGACCAGGGCUGGCACCCACUGAACGCCUGUAGACAGAAUGAGCAAAGCUUGAAUGAGCAAAGCUUCCUCGUGGACCUCACUGCUCCCCAUCACAGUUUCUCUAUGUUUUUGUCCUCGACCCCAGCUGAGUCUCCCUAAUCCCAAACUUUUUGGACCUUGGAUUUUUCAGAGGAUGCUCCAGGGAUCCCAGAGUCUGGGAAGAUGACAGAAAAAGCAACCCAGGAAACUCCUCCUUAGGAUGACUCUGGAAAGUACACUCGGCCCCACAGACUAGAACAGUUGACCCUUCUUUUGACUCUGCGCCCAGGAGCGCUGUGCCGGGCCAGCCUGGAACACGGGCUGGGUUGGUGUCAUCGGGCUGCGCUCUCGGGUGCGUGUGUGACAGCCCCUGGACUCUAGGCUGGCCCACUGUCCAAGCCGCCACACUCUCCCUCACCUCUGGCCUGAGACAGCCAGAGGCUUCAGCUGUUUCCCCUCCCCCUCGGAGGUGAGAAGAAUUUCAGGGCAGGUGUCAUUCUUAGAAGUCUCAGCAUCUGUGUGGGUCCCCGUAUGAGGGCGGUUUGCGCGAGCGAGCGAGCGGGAGAGGCGAGGAAUCCGUGAUGUUUGUGAAGGGCGGGGGUGAGGACAGGGGCGGGGGUGGGGGCGAGGGCAGGAAGGGCUGCAGAGGCUGAGGAGAUGCCACCCUUGUUGCUGCCGAGGCAUAGGCGCCCUCAUCUUUGCUCAGAUUGGGCAGAGGUAGAUUGAACUCCGCCUGUGGCCGGCCCUGAGGGGAAAGACCGCAUGCGUGACGACUGAGUGUGGUUCCUCAGCUCAGCCACUCGGUCAUCUCUUCCUCAAAGACCCCCCCCCCAGCCCCCGCACACACCCCCCCCCGGCCCCCGGCCCUGUUCCAACACUCGCAGGAGACCCAGGGCGGGUCUUGCUGAUGCUGUUACAGGUUGGAUGUGUUUGCAUCUCCUCUUCCAUCCUCCAAGGGAGUCAGUCAGAGUGAGACGUGACAGGCCCCCAGGGGAUGGCCAGGAGGGGACAAAGCCUAACUGAGCCAUCUCUCUGGGACCAGCCCAGGACAGAGCACCGGGCGCCUCCUGGACCGGAGGCCACGGACCAGAGGCUGUUGGUAUUUCCCCAGGGCAAAGAGGAAAUGUGCAAAGAGGAAGUUGUUGAGUCAGAGAGCAGACACAUUGACCUGCAAAAGGAGCCGCCAAGGGCCGCGUGUGAGUGUGCCGGCCAGGUGGCCUGGAAUGGAAGGGACAUGGGGAGACAGGGAAAGGGCCUGGGGGGGGGGUUCCCGUUCACGGGGUGGGGGAGGAGAGGGAUGGGGAGAGAAGGAGCGGAAAGUGGCCACGGAUCUGCCAGGAGUUGGGCCACCUCUGCCCGGUCUGUGGGGGACGGGCUGAUAGGGUAAGAGUGAUUUUUACUUUAUUCACCCUCUUCUGUAGUAUCCAAAUUUUAUAUAUCCAUUCCUUUUACAAUAAAAAAAAAAAACAAAGGAA
Molecule: messenger RNA, 3094 nt
Organism: Sus scrofa (pig)
Lineage: Eukaryota; Metazoa; Chordata; Mammalia; Artiodactyla; Suidae
Gene: SPN
Product: sialophorin
Biological process (GO): regulation of T cell activation; regulation of T cell migration; defense response to bacterium
Cellular component (GO): external side of plasma membrane
Molecular function (GO): heat shock protein binding; transmembrane signaling receptor activity
Source: RefSeq, a predicted model, not a curated record